This is a messenger RNA of Arabis nemorensis, 237 nucleotides long. Lineage: Eukaryota; Viridiplantae; Streptophyta; Magnoliopsida; Brassicales; Brassicaceae. The record is from the annotation of a GenBank genome assembly.
AUGUCUUCUUCUUACACACUUGUGCUUUUCCUUUGCCUCUCUGUCUUCCUCAUUGCUUCUACUGAGAUGAUGAUGGUGGAAGGCAGAAUUUGCGAGAGGCGAAGCAAGACAUGGACAGGGUUUUGUGCCAACACUCGUGGUUGUGACAGUCAGUGCAAGAGAUGGGAACGUGCUUCACAUGGAGCUUGCCAUGCUCAGUUCCCGGGUGUUGCAUGUUUCUGCUACUUCAAUUGCUGA